Molecule: messenger RNA, 11309 nt
Organism: Macrobrachium nipponense
Lineage: Eukaryota; Metazoa; Arthropoda; Malacostraca; Decapoda; Palaemonidae
Gene: sll
Product: adenosine 3'-phospho 5'-phosphosulfate transporter 1-like
Exons: 8
Coding region: 304-1542 (412 amino acids)
Biological process (GO): transmembrane transport
Cellular component (GO): Golgi membrane; endoplasmic reticulum membrane
Molecular function (GO): 3'-phosphoadenosine 5'-phosphosulfate transmembrane transporter activity
Source: RefSeq, a predicted model, not a curated record
AGUGUUUGUUCGGCGACUUACUAGGCUACGAUCAGCCUGUGUUAUUGUUCCUGUGAAAAUUAGAAUUUUAUUUUGUUAAAGGAAAGGAUUAAUUUUGUUUAUCUAGUGAUAUAGUGCGUACUUGACAGAAGAUAUUCAUCCUCACUCGAUGGGAUAUAUUAAUAACAAUAGAAUGAUACGGUGGAAAAGGAAUGUUAUCGUAGCGGGAACAUGUUCGAGGACAAUAACGUAGAUUCAUGAGCAAAAUUUUCGGCUCCCAGCAAAUUCCAGGAUUCAUGAAUCACAUAGCUUAUUCGACUUUUUAUGAUGUCAGAGCAAGAUGUAAUGAGCAGUAUAACAAAUUCGUGGGUUGGAAGCUUGGCGGUUAAUCUUUUAUGUUAUUCAACUAUCUUCGUCCCAGGAUAUUUUUUCAUCCAUUUUGUUAAGAAAUCCAAGUAUAUUGAUAGAGCAGGAUCAAGCUGUAUUUCCAAAGCUAUUGUUUCAUUUGUGUAUGGACAUGGCUAUGACAGGAUUGCAGGAGAAGAAAAUACUCAGUCAAAGAUAGCUGGAGCAAAAAGUUCAAAUAACAAUUGUGUACAGCUAAUCUUCUGUUUUGUGGGUCUUCAGGUUUCAUAUCUUACGUGGGGUGUUCUUCAAGAGAAAGUUAUGACAAAGGAAUAUCAGAAUGCUGAUGGAAGUGUCGGUCAUUUUAAGGACUCUCAGUUCUUAGUAUUUGUCAAUAGGGUACUAGCCUUCUCAUUAGCAGCUGUUUACUUGGGAUUUUCAAGACAGCCUCGUCACACGGCACCUAUCUACAAAUACUCGUACUGCUCAUUUUCCAAUAUCAUGAGCUCAUGGUGUCAAUAUGAAGCUUUGAAAUAUGUCUCAUUUCCAACACAGGUUUUGGCCAAAGCUUCUAAAAUUAUUCCCACAAUGAUAAUGGGGAAAAUUAUUGGCAAGAAGAAGUAUGAAUAUUUUGAGUAUGUCACAGCGAUAUUAAUAUCUGCUGGAAUGACAAUGUUUCUCUUGGGUUCAACUGAAAGUAAAAGUGGUUCAGAUAACUCAACUACAAUCUCAGGUGUAAUCAUCUUGGCAGGAUACAUGGCAUUUGAUGCCUUUACAUCCAACUGGCAGGGCGAACUAUUCUCACAGCAUAAAAUGACGUCUUUACAGAUGAUGUGCGGAGUGAAUCUCUUUUCAUGCCUUUUAACUGUUACUUCACUGACGCAGCAAGGAAGUUUUGGUCCUUCAUUAUCAUUUAUGUUUACUUACCCAACAUUCUUUUGGGACUGUCUGAUUUUAGCAGUAUGUUCAGCUUCUGGUCAGUUAUUUAUAUUCCAUACCAUAGCUGUUUUUGGACCUGUCGUCUUUGUCAUUAUUAUGACUAUUCGUCAAGGUUUAGCCAUCCUCCUUUCGUGUAUCUUGUAUUCUCAUCCAGUGACUGUUCUUGGUAUUCUCGGUAUUAUUUUAGUAUUCAUAGCCAUUUUCAUGAGAGUAUAUUGCAAUCAUCGUCUCAAGCAACUCCAACAAAGAAGAGCUGCUGUCGAUACAGCAAAGGUUUAGGACUUGCCAGUUGUUGUUUGUUGUUUUGUCACGAGUGAGCUGAUUAUUUUUAUAAGUAGUACUUACAUUAAACUGAUUGACUUAAUGGUAAGUGCAGUGUGUGCUGUUUUUACAUUGUUCACAUAACCUUUGAAUCUUGUUCAGAAUCUGGAUUUGGAAUAUGUCUUUGACAUAUUUUGUUUAAAUCUCUUUUCUUAUUUAUAUUUAUUUUUACAUGGUUUCAGAUUUUAAGAUUAAGUAAAGACUUAAAAAAACUGCAGACAAAGAUUUGUUUUAUCACACAGUGCAGUAGUUGCAUGGCACAAAACUCAGUUUUUCCUGCUGGGGUUGUAAAAUUGUUGAUGCUUUUAUUUGAUGCUAAAUUACAAAUGGCACUGAUAAGAGCUUGUAAUGGCACUGUAGUAGUUAAAAGUUUUGUAGUUAUUUCAUUAAAUAAUUUAAUUUUAAUUAUUUACAUGUUUUCAGAGGAAGAGGGCUUUAUUUUUAAUACAAGAAAUGUAUUCUUCAUUUGUAGUGUGCAUGAUUUGUAUGAUUAUAUAUUUUGUUUGCAAAUAUAUUUUAAGAUUUUCCAUAUACAGUAAAAUAUGAUUUUCUGUAUUGUAUAAAGUAAAAUACCAUCCAGCCAUCUUUCAUACUGAAACCAUGAUUACUCAUAUCACUUACUACCUUUUGCAAAUUAUAUACACGUGCAAGAGUACAUGAAAAGUUACCCUUGGUAACAUAUAACAUACAUUUGUGACACACUGGUAAACCACAAGCAGGUAAAUAAGGUACCUUUAAAUAUUUCAAACAGUAGAACCAUUUUGUUUCAGCAACCACAAUCUCAGUUAUUUCCUGUUUAUGGCAAUUUGAAAAAUAGGAAGAAAAGGAAAAUUCCAAAAGCAGAUUUAUUAGUUUCAAAUCACCACAAGAAAAAAAAAUAUGCCCAUUGAUGGAAAAGUGUAACAGUGAAAGGCCAUAAAUUAAUAGGAGAGCUUUUAACAAAAAGAUGAAGAAGAAACCAGUCAUUUACAGUCAGCAAGGUAUUCAGAAGUAGAUUCAAUCUUUAAAAAAAUAUUAGAAAAUGAGGAUGCCAUCAUAAGCAAGUUUGUUAUUGGGACAUAACAGGACUGCUUUGAAAAGAAAGUUUGUAAUAGGGACAUAACAGGACUGUUUUGGAAAAGGUUGCUCAAUUGAGCCUAUACAUAGUAUCCAGAUAAGUGCAAAACAGGUAUAAAGCUUUAAAGCAUGGAAGGAGAGGAAUGCUUGUACCAAUUGGAGAAUUCUUGCAUUUUGAAAAAUAAAAACUAAUUUGGUAAACUAAAUCUCAGGGCUUGGGUCAUACCAGUGUUAUUCAAUGAAUGGUUUCACCAAUAUUUUAUUCACAAAGCAAAGAAAUAUUUGGAGAAGAAAGGAUUGCCUUAUCAUGGCUUUUAUUGAUACUGAUCAGCAAUAUGCCUGGAAUCCUCAGUUGAUCAGCUCAUGCAACCUAGUAUGACCUCAUGGCAGUCAUCCUUCAUCCAGAAACAGUGAAUGCUUACUAGAAGAAUAUUUGGAAUGAAGACAAUUGCAUGAAGUUAUCAACUACAGGACAUUGAAAGACCUCAUUAAAUUAUAUGCAGAGAAAGAUGAAGAAGAAACUGAAGCUGAAGCAGUCAAGUGGACAUUAAAGAAAAUGGGAAAUUUUUUAAUGUCAGAAUGCAAAGGAAAAAAUAGUGGCUUACUUAGUGGAAGUAUUGCAAACUCUCCAGCAUAUUGUACCGUUUUUGGCAAAGUGUGGAAUAUACAUUUUUCAGUUUUUUAAUUAUCUGCAUUGACAGUGAUUUUAUCAUUGACUCUUAUCUCGGCUAAGUAUCAAGUGUGUGUGUCUCACCGUAUAUCCUGGAUGGUGAGAGAAGAAAAACUUGAAACUUUACUAAAACAAGAAGUGAUAUAAUCAACAUUACAGCAGAUAAUUAACAAAAAUUUAAGAAAUGAAUUUUGAUACUGUACUUUGUCAAAAUAGGGACAAUGUUUUGAUUAAUUGAAAAGAUAUAAGCAAGAACUCCAUAUCACAGUGUUGUUCGUAAGGUUGAAAAACAGUUUUGAAAAGUCCUCUGUUGAUGGUCUCAGGCCAUAACCAUCAUCUGCUUGUAACUACUUCCACAUUCUCAUCUUUUGUCUGCUCUUCUCUAUUCACCUUCCAAAGAAAAUCGUCUUAUGAUUCUUGUGUGGUUUUUGUCAAAAGGGAAACAGCCUAACACAUACAUAUUACAAGUCUUUCAUCGUUAUCGCCAUCAUAUCAAAGGAUGUAGGAGUCAAUUAGUAGUAACCACCAAAGGAUAGAAUGUUUUUAACAAAUAUAAUGUCCUCAUUACAGGUUACAUACAGGUAUGUACAGUACAUAUUUGACUCAAUAUUUUUCUUUAGCCUUUGAGGGAUAUAAAAAUCAUAAUUUUCUCUAUUCCCUCAUCCUUUGAUGUUUAUAAAAGCAGAUUUUCUUUGCCCCGUCAUCUCUCAAUGCAUUUUAUCAUUCUGAGGUAUAGACUCAGACACAGGAAUCCCUUCAAUUGGAGAGAGAUACAUGAUAUUCUACUGUAUAGUAAUAUACAAUAUUUUGUAUUACUGUAUAUAAUAUAUUAAUUUUUAUAUAAGUAACUUACCAAGUAAUUACAUACCUAUAAGUUCCACUUAUAGCUAUGUAAUUACUUGGUAAGUAUAUAUGAAACAUUAUUUUAUAAAAAUGUCAUUUUAGCGUGCAUAAUUUAUCGGUUAAACUGUUUGUUAGUUGGUAUGAAUGUUUAUUUGCACAUGGGGACUGCAGGAAUUUUACUCUUAUCUGUGGCUUUGGCCUUCUGCAGUAUAUCUUGGAAUGUAUUUGUGGAUAUUGGGUCCAGUUACUGAAAUGGAGAGUCUUAUCAAGUUUCUGAUGCAGACAGAGGUAGUAGGAUGGUCAUAAUUCAAUUGCAAGAUUUGCCUAACAGUUAUAAACAAAUUACAGUAAAUUUGUUCUUUUUAAGAGAUUUUGUUACUAAACUUGCAUAAAAUAUGACAAUUCAGUUUCUUCCAAAAACCAAUAUCACCAUCUGCUUAAAUGGGCUUCCCAAGUUCACAUAAGAAAUUACAAAUUACUACUAGGUUGUUUUUUAGUAUCAUCAUCCAAUGUAGCCAGUUCUCAUAUGAAGUUCUAUGUGUUUUUUUAUUAUUUCAGUCUCAUUAAUAGUUAUUGUAUUGUGAAUCUCAUUAUCUCAGUUUUAUCGACCUUAAUUUGUCUUAUAGGUUUGUUUAAAAUUAUUUUAUUGUAAUUUCAAUUCAACAUGUCUUACAAAAGUUGAAAUUUUUAUGCAGCUUUCUAGAUGCCAAAAUAGCUUGAAGCAAAUUAUGUAGUUCCAAUAAUUUAUGUUUGAAUAAUAUAUGAGGGCUUACUGCCCAAGAAAUUACCCAACAAAUCUCAAUGUUUACGAAACUUUAAAUCGCAUUAAGAUGUAAUGAAAGUAUAAAAAAUAGUUAUAGGCAAUACAAAACAUUAUAACUAAAAUUCACAAGUUAGUGGUAAAGUAUGUUGAUAGUGUAUUUGAAACUUAGGAAGUGAGUUUUUAUCAUGUAAUAUAGCUAUCUGAAUAGAUCUUGCAACCCAGAAGAAUAAGAGCUACCAUGUUCCUCUAGCCACUUAUGUGCGUGCAGCUUAAUGACCUGAGUGACCAUCUUCCCUGACAAUUUUUCCAGGAUAUUCUCCCGUCAACUUACUUUGCUGCUGUUAAACAUUUUAUCAUUUAUUAAUGGUAAACAAAAAUUAUUCUAGUAAUCCAGAUUAUAUAAGGGUUUCAGCCUUUCAGCCAGCGAUGUGUUUAAAUCUCUGUAACUUGAAUGGUAAAGAUAAAAUUUAUGUAGUGCUACAAAUUGAAAGUAAAAAUUAACUUUACUUAAAGAAUUUAUCUGAAGAUGGCUAGCUUAUGAAGUACAUAGUAAUAUAACAUCUCCAAUUCACUAACAUCUACCACAUAUACUUGUAUAUUAACCACUCAAAUGGUAAACACCUCUUCAAAUUUUCUAUAGUUUGAUUAUUUCAUUAUGCUUUACCAUAUAUCAUAUAAUAUGCUGUGGAUUCAGAGUUCUGUUUUUGGCAUACCAAACUUACGGCUUAUAGAAAAUUAUUUAUUCAGAUGUAUUCAACCAGCAGCUAUGGAUAAUUCUGUAUUCCAUUUCCAGUCAGUUGUUUAGCUUUUUCUUGUGUCCUCAUUCUUCCCACCUCACUGAGAAUACAAAUGGCUAUUUAUGCUGAAUAAACUUAUGAAAGUUAUUGCAAAAAAUAAAAUGUAUCACAAGCUGUUCAAAAUAUUCAGGAUGGUAUAUAGUGCACCACACCAAGCACAAAGGCAGUAACCCCCUAUGAGGAUGAAAUGUUAACUACAUUUCCAUAUAUAUAUUUAUACGUGUAACUAAUUUAUAUUUCUGAGACAGAAACUGACAUUCUUUUGUCUUAGUCUUAUGUAUUUAGUUUAUUUUUCAAAAAGUAUCUUAAAAGUUAACAACAAUGUAAAUAUUUUACUUCAUAGGGAGUUACAGCAUGGUACUGUAAUAAUAAAUUUAUGAACUUCUUGGCAGUUUAUUAUAUACAGUUUGUUAGGCAUUUAGCAUGGUAGUACUUGCAUUAUUAUAUUGUACGUGGGGACAGAAUUGGUAACCAGUGAUUUAUAACUUGCAACUUUUAUCAUUCAAUUUAGAUAAUUACUCUUUAACAUGAAAUAGAUGCUUAGGUUAUCUUUCACAUCUCUUAAAAGAGGCAUGCUAAACUUUUAGAAGUACGUACUACCUUGUAUUGAACUUGCUAGCUUCAUGAUGCCAAAUGCCAUGUAAUAACCCAUGAUGCCAAAUGCCAUGUAAUAACCCACACUGUAACAAAACUUUGAAAGCUUGAAACAUGUUAACCGUGCAGUAAACAAAAGCAUCAUUAUACAUAUUUGUUCUUCUGUCGAGUUCCAAGGAAUCCCUGUUGAGCCUUCUGCAAGCCUUACGCUAGUCCCUUCAACUACAAUGUCUCCCAGAAUGCAGUCAUCAUAGGUAAAGGAUAUCUCCAGAGGUGUCAUAAUGGGUGACAUUUGGCCUGCAUAGUUUUUUCACCUUUCAGGCAUUAGAAAAUGAGUUAAGACUCCCAAGUAAAGAAGAGGUAAUUCAUCUUCAUCUGAUUCACCUUUACCACAUCAUAUUUUUCAUAUGAUCAUGGAAAGAUGAUGCUUCCUGGCAUCACUCAAGAUGUACUACAUUACAAGCCAGGACCUCAACCAAGCCAGAACUCAUCAUCAUUCAAAUAUAGGUUUCUGAAACAUAAUUGUUCUAAUGACUGAGACUGUACCAGUGACUGUUCCCCAUACUGAGAUCAGGCAGUCCAUCAAGAGUUACUAAGACUCAGCCAUAGGCACUUGGCUAAACAUGUUACUUUAUACUUUUCAUAGCUAACAAACCUUCAGUCUUAACAAUAGGAUAUUUCCAAGUGUAGCUGGUAAACCGGUUAAUACAAUCGGAGAUUGUAAGCAAGGAAUCUGUGAGAUCUGGCAACGCCUGCGCAUAUGAGGUUAUAUCUGGUCGAAGAUCACGUCUACUGCCAAGAAUCUUUAGAACUGUCAACAAGUUGCUGCACAAGGCACACUGUUAAGUGACAUUUUCUAUGUAGGGCAUAGUAGGAGUAACUCUUCCUUAACUGCAGUACUGAGUUACAAGUAAUCUAUUACUUCCAGAACUUUUAAUUGUCUUCCAGAAAUUUAGUUCUUGGUUAGAACUUUGAUCACUUUUUAUUUUCAUUACCAUUCCUUGAACUGAGAGCUCUGCCAAACCCGAAAUGUGUCCCAGACUUGGUGCUUAAUAUAUAUUAAUUCAAUUCAAUUCUUAUCAGUCAAAAUUCUCUUACUUUUCAUCAAGUCCCUUUGGUUUAAUUUUACUUACCUGUCCCUGCUACAGUAUUUACCUCACAUUUAAGCAAACUUUAUGAGAGUCGAAAAAUGAGACCCAGCGGCAUUAUCAAACUAAUUUAUAAUACGGUACCUUCUUUCCAGCUCCCGCGUCAUGAAAGAACAGCACUGUACACCUGCAUGAUUAGUUGAAGAGAUGAGAGUCCUUUAGGUCUGUCUUUGCUUCUUACUUCCUGCGAAGUUGGUUAUAUCAAGAAGUAAAAUACUGUUACAUAUCCAAGUAUCCUCAUUUUUCAGUGUUUUAUUAAGAAAGAGAAGUAAAGCCACUGUGUCCUGUCAUAGUUUUGGGAUAAACGAUAUCUCAGAACAGAAGUCACCUUUUUGUUUAGUGCUGUUUUUCUUCAUUAGCCCUUCUCAAAAGAAAGCUAUUACUUUGGCAUAUAGGUCCAAUCAAAAUAAGUAUUCCAGCAUUGCUAAAGCAAAUAUUCAUCAGAUAAGUUUUCCCACUAACAAUAUGAGUACUGAAAUUAACUGGUGGCAAUUAGGCAGCUUUCUUGCUUCUACCUCAUCCAUUUCUGUCUUCAUAGGAUUGUUACAGUACCAAUCAUGCAGUCCAGAAAAUCAGCCAUUAGCAUUAUAUGUAUGGCAUAUUCAUUACAUAAGUUUCUUAAUUUUUCAUUUUCUAAGGAGAAACUUAUAGUAAUUAGUGAACUCAUUUGCCAUGUACAGUAUUUUAAAAUGGGGAAUUUGUCUAGACUCUUAAAGAUAGAAUAUCAUAAUUAGUCGAAUAAUGUUGGCAUUGAAAGUAACAAUUGUAAGCAUUUCCUAUUUUCUUAGUAUGCAUCACAAUUUGUCCUGAAAAUUUUAGUGCUUAUGGCCAAACUUGAGUAUUUCUAUCAAUGCUCAUUUAGAUACUUUGAUUCCCACAUUUCUUGUGAAAUUACAUACUCUUAUUAUUGAUAUUCUCAGUUGACAUUGUCAUUCAAAUUGUCAGUAUUAUUUUAUAAAAGUGUAGUAUAGUAACCUUUCAUACCAGAUUUUAUUAUUGAAAGUUUUAUUUAUAUAGUAGUCCUGGUUAUUAUUAAUAUAACUUUAAACUAAAUCUGAGAAAAAUAGUCAUUUAUUAUAAUUAUUCAUAACUUUGGUAAUAUAUUACUAUUGAGUUAUAAUUCCCAAAAUUGUACCUUUUCCAUGACCCCAUUUUUUGUUAAAAGGAGUAUACAGUACCAUAUAUGCUAGCAUAUAGGGUAACAAUUAGAAGUACCCCACAUUUCCCUAUUCUCAUACUAAAGUCCUUCCCCUUGAAGGGUAUUUUGAAACUUUGCCUACUGGUAUAAAGAUAUUACUUGAAAGAAGAUUCAGUACAAGCUUCUUUUACAGCAUAAUAAUUAUACUUUCCCUCUCUGUUAGAUACCAUAGUAACUGAAUACAAGUGUAUGAAAGAUUUAAGUAUAAUACCACAAUUGUUAUUUAUGAGGUAUGGUAUAUGGAAAAUGUAUCACUGCAGGUAAAACCCUUAUGCUUUACAAAAGAAGUUAAGCAAUUGUACUUCAUUCAUAUAAUCUGCCUGUCGGACUGAGCUAAAAUUCUCUCUUUCUUUCACACAGCUGUAUGUACUACCAGUGCUGUACUCUGUUUAAGUCAUCAAUAUUUUUCAACAAUUUUAUGUAAUUGACAUUCUUUACAAAAAGCUUUGGUUAUCAUUACUGAAAUGAAAAUCUUUUAGCUUACAAUCUCUGUCUCUCAUCCGGUACUAUGUUAUUAAUGCUAUAAUUUUAAGUAUACUAAAGAUAUUUGGCAAAAUGCAUGAUGACUGCAAUUUAAAACUGUUGAUGUAGUUGCUUAUAAUGUAUAGAUAUGUAAUAAACCCCUUUGUUAGACAUUUGUAUGAAGACAAAGCAACUGGCAUGUAUUAUUACUUUAGGUAAUAGUUAAUGACAUUUGUGAAGUAUGGUAGAUACUAUUAACAAAAAUUGUUAAAACAAUUUCCUCAAACGACAAAACAUUUGUAUUUUUAUGUUGGUUUUAUUAUCUAUACAGAGGGACAUAGAAUGUUCCAAAUUAUUAAUUUAAAUAUUUGUUGCAUGGCUUUUAUCGAUGCUGAAUCUUACUUCUGUUAUACGAGACCAUAGUUAAAAGUUGAGGGUGGGAUUUGUUAAUCAUCAGGUAAACCAGUUGCUCAUAGCUAGUAGGUUUGACCUGUACACUUGAUCCACACUUUAUAAGAUACACCAGCUUUACAUGCUGGCAAAUAGGUUCUUUUAGAUGUGAUGUCCUACAAUUAAGGACCAAGAUUAUUCUGUUCCAUUUGAAAGUAUUCUUAUUCACCAAAUUCCCUGAAGAUUUUUUGGGGUGUACAUCUAUUACUUACUAAAUGCCCUUCAUUUACCAGCUGAUGAAAUGUUUCAAAGUCUGGUGCUACAAGUGAUGGCUGAUAUUGUGGUAGCUUUAAUGUACUUUUUUCACAGUUUCUUGCAACCUUUUGUUUGUGUUUGUAGAAAUUUAUUGGGUCAGUCACUGAAAAACCAAAGGAAAUUCAGAAAAAUUAUGAAAUAUUUUUCUUAGAUUUAUAUGGCAUUCCACUUCAUGUAUACGUACAUACAGAAUAUUUUGACAAAAUGUCAUAUUUUGGGAGAUUCACAUUCACCCUUCCAAAGAUGGCCUUAUGUGAGGUUAUAAUUGUUACAGUAAAAUAGAAAUUUUGUGGGAAAUAUGUCAAAAGUAAUUGGGGAUGUCUGUUAUAUCUGAAAAGGUCAAAUUUUGGUAAUUUUUUUGUUGUUGCUUCAAAGGGUGAAACAAAACUGAAUUUGAUUGAUUUUCCUUAAGAUUAUAACAUUCUUGUGUAUGUGCAUGGUAUCAUAUUGCUUGAUAUCAUGAUAAAUUCAUUCUUGCAGAGUAGUUAGUUUAGAAUUAGUAGGCAUCUAAAAUAAAGAAAAGGAAUGAUUUUAGCAUGGAUUUUUUAGCUAAUGUUGACGGAUCUGAAGACUGUUAUAAAUAAAUAUUAUGCCCCCAAAAUGCAGCUUGCCCCCUUUACCUUUUCUUAUUUUCAGCAUAUUAUUGUAGUAUUUCUAAUGGGCAUAGAGUAGCAGUGUAGUAAAAAAAAAAAAAAAAAAAUGAGAAUUUUGAGAAGAAAUACUGUACAGGUAAUAUUUAACUUUAUGCUUUUGGGAACUUAGUGAGUCACAAGUUAAUACAGAUAUAGGAGGAAUGCUGUCCUGUGUGCUUCUACUGCUCUGACAUAGAGCUUUGGGAAACUGUGUGUCAAGAAAUAAAUUGGCACAGAAUCACUAAAUAAAAGUUUUGUGGAAAAUGAAAGGAGGAAAAAUAAUCUUUAGAAAUUGCUGUGGACAAAAAUGUAAAAGAUAGCUUCCAUCUUGUUUACAUAUAUUUUAAGGUUGAGGUUAUAAGCUGUUGUGUCAGAUUUGUUCUGUCUUCUUUAAUAUAAUGAACUAUAGUGUAAGAUAGAUAUUUAUUUGUUUGAGUGUUUUUGAUGCUAUGGAAUUUUAUUUACAAAUAGAUGUGCAUAGCUUUUAUUUUGGUGCUUGGGUAGUGUGGUAGGUGGUUGCAUGUUGAGGUGUGUUAAUAACUGCACAAAAAUGUAUAUCUUUAGUUAAUUUAUCCAAACAGCUGUCACAAGGUCUUUGUUGCCAAUGUCAAAAGCCAAUUAUGGGCAUUAACUAAACCUUAUUCAGGUUUUAUUGAUCAGAUCUCUGCUUCAUUGAAGAGGUGUGUUAAUUGUUCCAUAAAAAAGCAAAGUAAAAACCAUGAGUUUAGAGAAAUCCUGUAUCCUCAUGGUUUUUGCAUUAUUUUUCUUUUAAAUAGUUAAGUUUAUGAUAUUUAUUCUGCUAUCAAUGUCCCCCAUAUUGAUUAUGGAAAGAAUUUUUAAUAAAGGUAAUUUUAAUA